UCGCCACGGUGUGGCUGUUCUACUCCGCAACAGUGUGGCGACUUCUGGUUUGUAACAGUGCCCCCGCUUGUAGCGAGACGCAAGGAGCACCUGUCUGCGGAUCUACCUGAGCGAUCACCUGAGCACAGGAGACUGACCGCAGCACAUGAACAGAGAGGAUGAGCGCAGGCGGAGCGGGCUUGGGGCUGGGAGCGGGCCGGGACAGGAGCGCUGACGGCCGCAGACUUCACACCUUUCAAAACAUAGAUCCACAGUGCGGGGCGGCGAGAGCGUCCCGGUUACCACAACCCAUGGACCGUAAGGCGCAGUCGGGCGCGGCGGAGCGGGGGCGACCCAGGGCCGCCGGAGGAGGAGGGACGGGCGCCGGCAUCUGCUGCGAGAAGUGCAACGCCCGGCUCGUCGAGCUGAAGCGGCAGGCCCUGCGGCUGUACGUGACUUCUCGGGGGCUCUUGGCUCACAACGUUACGGACUCUGACAUGUCGGCAUCGCUAGCGGAGAAACUGCAGAUCCCCGAGGGUCUGCAGAAGGGCUGGAGCAGCGACCACUGCGAGACGUGUGCCACUCACCUGGACCAGCUGAAGCAGGACGCCAUCGCCAUGGUCCAGUCUCUCGACGAGGCCCAGUCCAACCCCGGCAGCGCCCCCCUUGGGAACCUGUCGUCCAUCGUCGGCUCGCGGAACAUCGCCGCCCUGCAGCGGGGCGGGCACCUGCCCACGCUGAACCCUUCCUCGCACCACCGCGCGCCCGGCAGACACGCGCAGGGCAAGCCGCAGUACCCGCCACACAGCAUGCUCCCCGUCAGGUCGUCGCCCUCGGCGGUGGCGGCACACGCACAGCAGCUACUGGAGGAUAACUGGAGCGUCUCCAAGCUGGGCUUCCAGCAUCCACACCUCACACAGACCCAGGCCAGCAUGGGGAGCAGCCGUAGCAGCGUGUCGGACAUCCCCACGCGGUCCGUGGCGGAGCGGUCGGUGGCGAGCGCUCGGAUCUACCCUACGCCGUCCUCCACGGCGGGAUCCACUGGCGGGACGUCUGCGGCGGCAUCGUUUUUCGCCAGGGCUGCCCAGAAGCUCAACCUGGCCUCCAAGAAGAGGAAGAAGCACGCCCCGGAGCCACAGCCCGAGCUUCCCGUGUUCCCCACCAACUUCAGCGACCUGCUCAAGGCCAGUCCGCCCGCCGUGCCGCCAUGUUUCCUGCGCACCAGCAGCAAGAGGGACAACCUCGGCGUGGGCAAGGUGAAAGUGAUGCUGCGCGUGUGUCCGACGGGAGAGGACAUCGCCAACUCCUCCCUGAUGGUCGACCAGCGCCGGAAACAGGUGACCCUGUACGACCCCUCCCUCAACGGGGUGUCGCACCGGAGGAUGGCCGUGGCCGCACCCAAGAUGUUCGCUUUCGACGCCAUAUUCUCAGAGGAUGCCUCUCAGGUUGAAGUGUGUUCAUCGGCACUUUCCGACAUCCUCCAGUCGGUAGUCGGUGGGGCGGACGGCUGCGUUUUCUGCUACGGACACUCGAGACUCGGAAAAACGUACACCAUGGCAGGUAACGAUGACAGCAGCCAGAGCCUGGGCGUGAUCCCCUGCUCCAUAGCCUGGCUCUUCAGGCUCAUCAACGAGCAGAAGCAGAAGACGGGAGCACGCUUCUCCGUGCGCGUGUCGGCUGUGGAGGUGUUCGGCAAGCAGGAGAACCUGAGGGACCUGCUCUCGGAACAGGCAACAGGAAGUACAGGAAGCAACGGCACAUCACCUGGUGUUUACCUCUGUGAGGACCCAGUCUUCGGCGUCCAGCUUCAGAACCAGAGCGAGCUGAGAGCUCCGACGGCAGAGAAGGCUGCCUUCUACCUGGAUGCUGCCCUCGCCGCUCGGAGUACCGCCAGAACACCCACAACAGAAAUAGGGUUACAACUUCAAGAGGAGCCUGAAGAGGAAAACAGGAACUCCCAUCUGCUCUUCACCCUGCACAUCUACCAGUACAGGAUCGACAAGUCAGGCAAGGGCGGAGUUGCUGGUGGAAGAAGCCGGUUGCACCUGAUCGAUCUGGGCAGCGGGGAGAAGUCAAGCGGGAAAGCCACGGGGAGCGUCGCCCUGACUCUCUCGGCGCUGGGAAACGUCAUCCUCGCCCUGGUCAACGGAGCCAAGCAUGUGCCUUACAGUACACUGCAGUGGUUUAAGAGCAAAUGUCUGUAA
Messenger RNA from Branchiostoma floridae (Florida lancelet), 2183 nucleotides. RefSeq names its product kinesin-like protein KIF26B. The record is from RefSeq and is a predicted model, not a curated record. The coding region runs from base 159 to 2183 and encodes 674 amino acids. The transcript has 15 exons. Gene Ontology annotation, biological process: microtubule-based movement. NCBI's taxonomy places the organism in Eukaryota, Metazoa, Chordata, Leptocardii, Amphioxiformes, Branchiostomatidae. Gene Ontology annotation, molecular function: microtubule motor activity; ATP binding; microtubule binding.